Chiloscyllium plagiosum (whitespotted bambooshark) is the source of this 973-nucleotide messenger RNA. NCBI's taxonomy places the organism in Eukaryota, Metazoa, Chordata, Chondrichthyes, Orectolobiformes, Hemiscylliidae. The record is from RefSeq and is a predicted model, not a curated record.
GUGUAUGUGGGGGUGUGUGUGGGUGUGUUGUGCCUGGGCGCCCGUCUGGGUUGUGGGGUUGGGAUGGUGCUGGCGCGGCUCCAGGUUCGCGGAGACGCCAGCGAGCGCGGCUUUAAUUCCUGCGCCUUUGGUUUUUGGUUUUCCUGGAGGUGGCGAUGGUGGUCGCGGUUUUGGUGGUCGCUCUGUCGCCCGCUCCUCUCUUGCCCCUCGCUCGGGGGUUGGCGGGUUUGCCCGCCUUCAUCUUCCUCCGGGAGCGGCCGUCGCUGCUGCUGCUGCUCGUGGUCGCGGCGGUGGCGGUGGCGGCCGGGGACUUCCUCCUAUUGGCGGCGGCGGCGGCGGCCCGCCGGCCUUUGCCUCUGGUGCCCGUUUGCCUUUGCUGCUGCUGCUGCUGCUGCUUCUGUCUCCGGCUGAGCCGCAGGCAGCCGCCCGCCUCCCCUCGCCCGCCUCGGGUCCCCCGACCUGGAGCCCGGCCCCGGGUCCGCACCAGCGAGCCGUUGCGGACCAGGUCGCCGACCGCCGUGCGGAGCUGCGACUUGUUCUUCUCUACGUCGUAGCCGCUGGAGAGCAGGGCCUCCCGGAGGGAGGUUGUCCAUUCACUCCCAUAGCAGGGGCAAGAAUUGACCUUCAAUCCCAGGAAACUAUGGCGAACUGCGUCAGUCGUGAUGGUGAACAAUCUGGGAGGCAGCAAGGGACAGAUGCCCAUUGUGGAUUUAAAUAUCUGUGCUCCCCAGGCAUCAGGGGUCACUUUGAAGACAGGACAGAAAUCCAUGGAGCUGGUGCUGAUGAUGAUGAGGAGGUCUCUGCUACAAAGGAAAAUCACAGCAGGCUGGGCGAAGACUACCUUGAUGAUACCCUGGAGUAUUUACUGGAUGAAGUGGAGAUUCCCCACAUAAUCUCUCCGGGUGAUAACAAGUUUAGCCAGAGUUGAUAAGUGCUGUACGAUGUGAACAACGCUCUAAAUUUAUAUUCCAAA